This is a messenger RNA of Acaromyces ingoldii, 954 nucleotides long. RefSeq lists its product as hypothetical. The transcript is spliced from 3 exons. The coding region runs from base 1 to 954 and encodes 317 amino acids. The record is from RefSeq and is a predicted model, not a curated record. NCBI's taxonomy places the organism in Eukaryota, Fungi, Basidiomycota, Exobasidiomycetes, Exobasidiales, Cryptobasidiaceae.
AUGGCUUCCGGCGAAUUUGGCGACCGAGAAUGGGCAAUCCUCAAUGCAGCCUCGCACAAGAUUGUGCAGAGUAAUGCCAAGCUGCUGUAUGAAAUGACGCCCGAACUCAAAAAGUGGCACGCAAAGGGACGUCUCCUCGACAAGGACUUCUGCCUCUACGGUUACACAUUCCUGUUCUCGAAUCAGCUGAAGAUACUGAUGCGCAGUGGCCGCGGUGGCGAAGAGGCAGCCUCGAUUGUCAAGAAGGCGGCUGGCAGCGGGCCUUCCAAGGCCACACAGCCCAAGGUCAAAGACAAAGCCAAAAAUGCCUCUCCGAAAAAGACGAAGCUGGAGAGCGAGUACGAGGAUGACAGUGGAAGUCUGUCUGACGACGAAGAAGAGAAGACGACAAAGAUGCCAGCCAAGCGCAGCUCCGACAAUAUCAAGAAGACCAAGGAAGCGGUCGGCAAUGUGAAGCAAAUGCAGGAGAGGAAGGAAGAAAAGGACCUCCUCGCUCGCCAGACUAGCAAGUCCGCAAUCGGCAAACGUGGGACGGUCCCAAAGGUCGCGAUGCGAGAGAGUAUGAACGAAGAAGACGCUAGCUCACCCGCCACUUCGCCCGAUAAGAGGAAGAGGAUGGCCAGUUCAAAGGGCCAUGACGGAGACCUUGGCCAGGACGACACAAGCGAGAAAGCAGAGACAACCCUGCCGCCUCUGGAAACCCCCCUCAAGAAGACUUCCUUGCCAGGCGAAGGCGCCAUGCCAACGACCGAGACGAGUGUCGGACAAAAGACCGAUGUAGCCGGGCCAGCUACCGACGGUGUGGUCCCGAGUCCUGCAGCAGCAGCGAAAAGCAGGCGGGUCGAGGACGAGUGUCAUGAAGUCGGAGCCGAAGACUGUUCGGGAGGAAAGCGCAACGCACCUGCAUCUUUCGAAGGACAGCCAGAUGCAAAGAAGAGCAAGACCGAUGCUUGA